This is a messenger RNA of Pogona vitticeps (central bearded dragon), 1973 nucleotides long. The record is from RefSeq and is a predicted model, not a curated record. NCBI's taxonomy places the organism in Eukaryota, Metazoa, Chordata, Lepidosauria, Squamata, Agamidae.
AUUGAGAUUUUAUUUCUUGUGGAAGAAUAUUGUUUUUGGUUUACACCACUGUAUGGGCUGUUUGUUUAUGUUGAGUUUCUUUUUAGAUUCUAAAGGUAUCUUCUGCUUGAGUCAGCAAGUCAGCUAAAAUCAUUAUAUGUUAGAGAAGUAUUCUGCGCCAUAGACCAAACCAGACUCCAAGAGACCAUGGCCUUUUACAGCUGCAACAUAUUCCUUGCGGUAGCUCGGUCCAGGGGACCUCAUCUGCUUGUACACUCCAACUUCUCUCCAUUUUCUCCGUCGGCUGCCUUUGUUCAGCUGGUGGAUUCACAUGUUAGCCGGGCACACCUGAAGGACUCCGAGGGCCAGCCGCUGUUUGGUUGCACGCAUCCAGGCGCUGCGUCGCCUCACUUGCUGAGCAAGCCGACGCGAAUGCUCCACUCCUCUGCUUCUUGGCACCAAGAGCUUCAGGACAGGCCUCCACCCAAUGAAAGUACUGCCAAAACGGAGGGUGAGGGGACCAAGGGCCAAGGGGACCAGGCGACGGAGGUUGCCAGGAGGUCGUUACGCCACAGGGUUGUCGAGGAACUGAAGCACUACUAUAAUGGAUUUCACUUGCUUUGGAUAGACACGCAGGUUGCUGCUAGGAUGGUGUGGAGGCUGUUACACGGGCAAAUCCUCACUCGCAGGGAGAGACGACGGCUGAUGAGGACAUCUGCUGAUCUCUUCCGGCUUGUCCCGUUUUUGAUCUUCAUCAUUGUGCCAUUCAUGGAGUUCCUGUUACCUGUAUUUCUGAAACUGUUUCCUGAGAUGUUGCCCUCCACUUUUGAAACGGAAUCUAAAAAGGAAGAAAAACAAAGGAAGAAACUGAGUGCGAAGCUGGAAUUAGCCAAAUUCUUGCAGGAGACGAUUGCAGAGAUGGCCAGAAGAAACAAAGCCACUACAGGGGAAGCGACUCAGCAGUUCUCUUCCUAUGUUGAAAAGGUUCGGCACAGCGGCCAGAGCCCGAGCAUCCAAGAUAUUAUGCAGUUUUCCAAGCUCUUUGAAGAUGAGCUUACGCUGGAACACUUGGAACGGCCACAGCUGGUCAUUCUCUGCAAGUUGCUGGAACUGCAACCCAUUGGCACCAAUAACCUUCUCCGCUUCCAGCUUCUGAUGAAGCUCCGGUCUAUCAAAGCAGACGACGAGAUGAUUGCCAGGGAAGGGGUCAAUGGCUUGAGCGUUUCUGAGCUGCAAGGCGCCUGCCGAACAAGAGGAAUGAGGUCCUUGGGCCUUACAGAGGACCAGCUCAAGGACCAGCUCAACCAGUGGCUCGAUCUGCAUCUAAAGGAAAAUGUUCCUCCUUCCCUGUUGUUGCUUUCUCGUGCCUUAUAUUUGACCGAAGUGAAGCCCAAACCAAUUCCUGUGACUCCGGCCGAGCCUCUGAAGACGGAGGAAAUAGACGAUGAAGAUCAUGAGACGCUGUUGGAUCCUGCUCCCAUGGUGCAGGAAAGAAAGAAUGAAGAAUUUAUAUUGCAGCCAACAGAGAAAUUACCAGUUCCUGGAGUAUCCGUCAAGCCUCCUGAAGGAGAGACAAAGAUGGAAGCUUCUCAGAGCAACAAAGCUAGCGCGAAUGGAGUCUAGCUAUUUCCAUCAACAAGGACCUGGGCGCUUGAGGAAUGUCUCUGCCCCUGAUAUGAAAUCGCCGAGACUACAGCCCAUUCUUGUAGACCAGCUCCUUUUCCACGCACAGUUUCCUGUCCCCUCUCUCUCUCUCUUCCCUUUUUGAUGUGCUCUGGGUGAUAUUGUUCGCAUCUCACCCAGGCCAAAAAAAAGAAGAAAAAGCACUUUUGAUAUAGUGGAACCUCUUUAUCUAUUCUAUCCUGAGUAAAUUAACUUAUUUUUGUAGAUAUGUAUAUAAUCUUACAAACUGGAAAAGCUGUAACUUAAGCGACAUGAUCGGAUGCAAAGAUUUGUAUUUCUUAAAAUUUUAGUAAAGCAGUGAAUUGUUAUUA